UAAUGGCGAGGAAGGUGGCGGGAUAUUCAGGCAAAAACCGAAGUUCGCCUUCAAUAGUAGCAAGGUCUUCUAUCAGAAACAAAUUGGUCAAAACGGACUUCCAAGAAUGAAUUUGUAGUAGUAAUAGUAGUAGUAAUAUCAUUGCCAUCYUUUGCUGACGCACCGGUAGGAAUAGUUGCCAGAUCGGUGGUAUUCUGAAACCAGUGGGAUAGCAACACGAUCGACAACGGUAGGCGGUGGGCGGUAAUCUGAUCCCGGAAACGGAGGUGCCAUUUAUAUUCCCUAUACGAAUCACACCCUUUCCAUAGACGGCUGCGGCAACACAGCAACAGCAACAACAUGUUCGUGCURCCGAAACUUGACUUCCCUCAAAAAAUCGCCCUUGGCCUCCUGGUUCUGGGCUGCCUCAUGGUGUGGACCAAUCUUGUAAUGGAGCAACAAUUAUUAGUUCUUCGUUAUCCUKGCCACAUCGCUGGCCACCGUCCCGAUGGUUAUCAGAGCUCGACAACCGCGACACUGGCAGAUCUACUCCUAGCCARUGAUGCCAAAGGAGCAAAGAUCAACACCAAUGUUAUCACAAAGACAAGCGGUGGUGUUGCUGUUCGUAGCAUGCCCGGUGGAAGAGAGAACAAUCACCUAAACAAAGAGAACAACAACGACGACGAYCAUCAAAGAUUGUACACUUGUUCCUAUGGACCGGAUGGUUCAGAGAAAAACCAAGCAAACCGCACAAACGUGACGAUUCCGAUCCACACGCCUUCCUUUGUUCUUAUCGGUGUCCAAAAGUCGGGCAGCACGGCAAUGCUCACAUAUUUUCGAGACCAUCCGCAGAUCCUCCAGACCAAGCGCCGCUUUCGGCGGGARGGACACUUUUUCGAUACCAGCUGGCAGUCGRGGGUUUUGAAGAAGGCGUCCGAACUGGGACUCAAACAGGCCAACGACAAACACUGUCUUGCGCUGGAACUCUACAUGGAAUUGUUUGACACCGGUACCAUAUUGGCCAAUUCCCAGACACACAGUCAUGGCCUCGAACAUCAACAUAUCUUUACCUUUGAAAAAACCAUGACGUACGUUCUGAAUCCAAAAAUCCCUGCUCGUAUCAAGCACACAGUUCCCUGGUCGAAGCUCGUGUUGGUCCUCCGAAACCCCGUGGAUCGCCUCUACAGCCACUAUAAGAUGACGAUCCUCAACAACCAUGCGAUGCGAAAGUACUCGCUGGAGGAUAUGGUGGUCCACGAACUCGAAGCCAUGAGGGAUAAAUUUCACAUGACGAAGGCCCCCCUGCCAAUUGCGCGUAGAGGAAACGCCACCAACACCACAACCUUGGCAAACGAGUCCUACGAAAUGCCGGGGUCGGUGCCUUCCGACCAUGCUAUCCCUCCCGACAAAUGGACCCCGAGGGAGAUGGCGAUUCUCAAAAAAACCGAUCGCGGACCCCUCGGGAAAGAAAACAUUGUCCGCCGAGGCUUGUACAGCACCCAGCUCGAGUGGUGGCUGAAACACUACACGGUUGGCGAGGAUCUCUUGGUGAUCAAUUAUGCCGACCUGUUGGAGGACACGAAGGCGGUCUACGAGCGAAUCCUAAUGUUUGUGGGUAUUCCUCUGCCCAACAACUACCAACGCAACGACGGCAACAACUAUACAACUACAAACAGCACCGCUACCGUGAUCAACUUUGACCAAAAAGUCCGUGCCGACAGAAGAAAGGACGACCGCCCCCUCAGAGAGGACACCCGCCGGUACCUUGCGGACUUUUACCGCCCUUACAAUGCUCAAUUGGAACAAUUACUGGGACCAGAUUGGAGCCUAGACAAGCUGGGGUGGGGUUGAUGCGCGGAUCCAAUGGGUUAGGACAAACAAUUGCUUGCCGUGGACUGGAUUAGAUGGGCGAUAUCGUAAGAACAUCUGAAGUUGUUUGUGUGUAAACAACCUGUACUGGAAUCCUAGCUAUACCCGACCCCAGCUGUUGUUGACCAUUGGUUUCUAACUGACGUUGCUCGAGCACUUUUACAUCGUAACCGAAUGCCGGACAUACCAUAAACGCGAGAUGAGUUUGUGUCAGAAGUCAAAAGUAUAGUCUUAACC
Messenger RNA from Pseudo-nitzschia multistriata, 2085 nucleotides. The record is from the annotation of a GenBank genome assembly. Lineage: Eukaryota; Bacillariophyta; Bacillariophyceae; Bacillariales; Bacillariaceae.